UCUCUCUGUCUCUGCCAUUUUCAUUUCAUUUUCCACAAGACCAAACGCUGGCUGACGAUCGAUGCCAGAGCUCUCCUAUAAAUCCCACCUGAAUUAAUUAUUCCCAGUAGCUUUCCGCAGAAUCUCUCUUCCCAGAUUCUCCAAACGGUGACUGUCUCCCUCCGUCUUUCACACUGCUGCAGAUCUAGGGUCUUGCUGCAGCUCCCUUUUUGCGCGAUAAAGUAUGUCCGGCUGAGAUCCAGAAAAACUGGGGCGGGGCUUGGAGAGAGCGGUGAGCUUUGAAGAUGAGUGAAAGCCAGAGGUUCCAGCUGGGGACCGUUGGGGCUUUGAGUUUGUCGGUGGUGUCGUCGGUCUCGAUCGUGAUUUGCAACAAGGCGCUCAUUAGCACGCUUGGUUUUACAUUUGCCACAACCUUGACAAGUUGGCAUCUUCUUGUCACUUUUUGCUCUCUUCAUGUGGCGUUAUGGAUGAAAUUGUUUGAACACAAGCCUUUUGAUCCAAGAGCUGUAAUGGGUUUUGGCAUACUAAAUGGAAUCUCCAUUGGACUAUUAAAUCUUAGCUUGGGCUUCAAUUCUGUUGGGUUUUACCAGAUGACAAAACUGGCGAUUAUUCCCUGCACUGUUCUCUUGGAGACUCUCUUCUUUAUGAAGAAAUUCAGUAGGAGUAUCCAAUUUUCACUCACCAUCCUGCUUUUUGGUGUCGGAAUUGCUACGGUGACUGAUCUUCAGCUCAAUACCCUGGGUUCUUUCUUGUCCCUGCUUGCUGUUAUCACAACCUGUGUUGCUCAGAUUAUGACCAAUGCUAUUCAGAAGAAGUUCAAAGUUUCUUCUACCCAACUUCUCUAUCAGUCUUGUCCCUAUCAGGCAAUAACUUUGUUCAUUGUAGGCCCGUUUCUGGAUGGACUUUUGACUAAUCGGAAUGUUUUUGCUUUCAAAUAUACCCCUCAAGUGCUGUUCUUCAUCGUUCUAUCCUGCCUGAUUGCUGUCUCUGUAAACUUCAGUACCUUUCUGGUUAUUGGAAAGACAUCUCCAGUCACCUAUCAAGUCCUUGGACAUCUGAAAACAUGCCUAGUUUUGGCGUUUGGCUAUGUUUUACUUCAUGACCCAUUUAGCUGGCGAAAUAUUUUAGGAAUCCUGGUUGCUGUAGUUGGGAUGGUACUCUAUUCUUACUGUUGCUCUCUUGAGAGCCAGCAGAAGGCUAAUGAAGCAUCUGCACCUUUGUCCCAGGCAAAGGAAAGUGAAUCUGAUCCCCUUUUAAGUGUAGAAAAUGGAGCUACGAUCUUAGGUGAUGGCGUUGAUCCGAAGGCUCCCACAUGGAAUUCAAACAAGGAUCUGCAUGCAUAAAGCCUUUGUAAUCGUUAAUAUUAUUUUGCGUCGAAAUCGGUAGAAAAACCAGUCCAGUGAUGAAGAUGUUACUGGUAAGGUCACCCAGAGUAAGUUAUGUCAGAUUACAACUAUUCUGUAAUGACUUGUUACAAUUAAGAGGAAAGGGGAAGAGAGAGGGGAGAGAGAUAGUGUCCGAGUCUCCCGAUUAUAGCGGUUUUGGGCAGUAUUUUUGAACCAAUCAGGUGCAUAUCGGAGUUUAAUGUCUUGUAUACUAUUAUUUCGAAACACUGAACAAUUUUCGUAGAUGUUUUCUGUUUAUUUGUAUGGUAUAUUCAUUAUUUUUUGAAAA
Messenger RNA from Juglans microcarpa x Juglans regia, 1674 nucleotides. RefSeq names its product UDP-xylose transporter 3. The record is from RefSeq and is a predicted model, not a curated record. The coding region runs from base 285 to 1343 and encodes 352 amino acids. NCBI's taxonomy places the organism in Eukaryota, Viridiplantae, Streptophyta, Magnoliopsida, Fagales, Juglandaceae. Gene Ontology annotation, molecular function: antiporter activity; UDP-xylose transmembrane transporter activity. The transcript is spliced from 9 exons. Gene Ontology annotation, cellular component: Golgi apparatus.